Molecule: messenger RNA, 1973 nt
Organism: Spodoptera frugiperda (fall armyworm)
Lineage: Eukaryota; Metazoa; Arthropoda; Insecta; Lepidoptera; Noctuidae
Product: probable vesicular acetylcholine transporter-B
Exons: 6
Coding region: 1-1872 (623 amino acids)
Biological process (GO): transmembrane transport; aminergic neurotransmitter loading into synaptic vesicle
Cellular component (GO): terminal bouton; synaptic vesicle membrane
Molecular function (GO): serotonin:sodium:chloride symporter activity
Source: RefSeq, a predicted model, not a curated record
AUGGAAUGUAGCGUCGUUAUCGCUAUCAGCGGGUCCCACGUCGGGCGCCAUUACUGUGCGCUCACCAGAAAAUUGGAUGAGGAAGCGCACACGCGCCGCCGCGCGCUGAUUGGAUCGAGCCACAUCUGUUGUAUCGCGCCCCGCCGCGCCGCGCGGUACUGGCGGCAGUACGAGGCGGGCGGCGCGCGAUGCAGGCGGCGGGCGAGGCGCGCGGCGCGGCGGCGGCCGUGGCGCUCAUAUACUUCACGUUCUUCCUGGACAACGUGCUGCUCACCGUGCUGGGUGAGUGCCGGGCGGUGCCUGCAUACUGUAUACUGUACACUGUGUACUGUGUACUGUACCGAGUGGGGUCCUGUGUGCGCAGUGCCUAUCAUCCCGGACUGGGUGCGCGGCGAGGCGCUGGCGCUGUGGACGACGCGCGACGCGCCGCUGGCCAGCCUGCUCAACCACACGGCGCAGCGCGCUGUCGCCGCCGGUACUCCCCAGGGCGCGGGGGGCGGUGGCGGCGCGUCGCAGGCCGUGGUGGGCGUGGUGCUGGGCGCCAAGGCGGCCGCGCAGCUACUGGCCGCGCCGCUGGCGGGCGCCGCCGUGUGCCGGCGCGGCGCCGCGCCCGUGCUGCGCGCCGCCACCGCCACGCUGGCCGCCGCCGCCGUCGUGUUCGCGUGCGUGAGCGGGCGCGGCGGGUGGCGCGCGGCGCUGGUGGUGGCGGCGGGGCGCGCGGCGCACGGCGCGGGCGCGGCGCUGGCCGCCGUGGCGGGGCUGGCGCUGGCGGCGCGGGCGCUGGCGCCGCCGCAGCGGGACCGCGCCAUCGGAGCGCUGCUGGGCGCCGUCGCGCUGGGUAACUACAACGUGCCGCGACCGCGCGGGCGUGGCCGGCAGUGCACCGACUCACCGAGUUGUGUUGCAGGCGUGCUGGUGGGCUACCCGUUCGGCGGCGCCACGUACGCGCUGUGGAGCCGCGGCGCGCCCUUCCUGCUGAUAGCCGCGGCGCUGCUGGCCGACCUCGCGCUGCAGUACAUGUUUCUGGAUAAGGAGGAGUACAACCGGGUGAGUACCUCCAGUUUCCAACUCUCAAGUCUUCUUAAAAGAAUCAGAUCUGGGGGCACGAUAGUGCCCCCGCCAAGACGAGCCAAGCGAAGCGCAAGCGCAAGGGCACUACCUACCUUUUCUCGAAGCGCUCCGUGCGAGGAGGGCGCGGGCGGCGUGUCGUGGCGCGGCGUGUGGGCGCUGGCGGGGCGCGGGGGCGCGGGCGCGUGCGCGGGCGCCGUGCUGCUGACGACGAGCGUGAUGGCGGCGCUGGAGCCGUGCCUGCCGCUGUGGCUGCUGCACAAGUUCCACGCGCAGCGCUGGCUCACGGGCGCCGUGUUCGUGCCCGACUCGGCCGCGUACCUGCUGGCCGCCAGCCUGCUGGGCGGCGCGGCGCGGCGGCUGGGCGCCGAGCGCGUGGCGCUGGCGGGGCAGCUGGGCGUGGCGCUGGCGGCGCUGGCCGUGCCGCACGCGCGGACCGUGGCGGGGCUGGCGGCGCCGCACGUGGCGCUGGGCGCGGGGCUGGGCGCGGCGGACGCGGCGCUGGUGCCGGCGCUGCUGGCGCGCCACCCGCGGCGCGAGGCGCACGUGGCGGCGCUGCUGCAGGCGGCGUCGAGCGCGGCGUACGCGCUGGGCCCGGUGCUGGGCGGCGCCGUGGCGUGGUGCGUGGGCUUCGAGACGGCGAUGCGCGCGCUGGGCGUGCUCAACCUGCUGUACGUGGGCUACCUGUACCGCGCGCUGGCGGCGCACCCGCUGUCCCCGCAGUGGGGCGCCAGCUCGCCGGAGGAGGAGGACGCGGAGUGCGAGGAGGGCGCCGAGCGCCUGCCGCUGGCGCCGCGCCAGUAGACAGCGCCGCGCCAGUAGACACACUACACUACCUACUUUAUUUAGCUGGACUGAUGUUGUACGAUGCAAUACAUUUAUAUGUAGCAGUCACACUACAAAAC